Cydia amplana is the source of this 2109-nucleotide messenger RNA. RefSeq lists its product as uncharacterized. The coding region runs from base 148 to 1944 and encodes 598 amino acids. Gene Ontology annotation, cellular component: extracellular matrix. Lineage: Eukaryota; Metazoa; Arthropoda; Insecta; Lepidoptera; Tortricidae. The record is from RefSeq and is a predicted model, not a curated record. The transcript is spliced from 7 exons.
GUGAGGUUACGGUAAAAGCCCGUACGGCCGCGCCCACUUCACUGAUUCAAUUCGCUUAAAUUUGACCUUCAUAACUGCAAAUAGCGAGUAUAUAAACUAGAUCACGAGGUGUCAUAUGCAUCAUUCACAUUUGUGAAACAAGUAACCAUGUUCUCCAAAAUCGUAGCCCUUUGCGCCUUCGCGGCUGUAGCCCAAGCCGGUCUCCUGGUUGAGCCGCACUACUCCUCGGCCGCCGCCGUCUCCUCCCAGAGCAUCGUGCGCCACGACCAGCCCCAGGCCGUGGCCCACAAGCUGGUGGCUGCCCCCGUCGCCUACCACUCCGCCCCCGCUCACGUUGAAUACCACGCCGCUCCCGCUCACGUCGCCUACCACGCUGCUCCCGCCCCCGUCUCCUACCACGCCGCCCCUGCUGCCGUAGCCUACCACGCCGCUCCCGCUGCUGUUGCGUACCACGCCGCUCCUACUGCUGUCCACUACACCGCUCCUAUCGCUCACGAAGAAAUUCCGCACUACUCCUCGGCCGCGGCCGUCUCCUCGCAGAGCAUCGUGCGCCACGACCAGCCCCAGCUGGCCCACAAACUGGUGGCUGCCCCCGUCGCCUACCACGCCGCUCCCGCUCACGUUGAAUACCACUCCGCCCCCGCCCCCGUGACCUACCACUCUGCCCCUGCCCCCGUGGCCUACCACUCUGCCCCCGCCCCCAUCGCCUACCACUCUGCCCCCGCUCCCAUCGCCUACCACGCUGCUCCCGCUGCCGUCCACUACGCUGCUCCCGUCGCUCACGAGGAAAUCUCUCAGCCAGCCAAGUAUGAGUACUCCUACUCUGUUGCUGAUGGUCACUCCGGCGACAACAAGUCCCAGCACGAGACCCGUGAUGGUGAUGUCGUGAAGGGCUCUUACUCUCUCAAGGAGGCUGACGGCUCCAUCCGCACCGUGGACUACACCGCUGACCCCCACAACGGUUUCAACGCCGUGGUGCACAACAGCGCCCCCAAACACGCUCCCGUGGUCGUCAAGGCCGCUCCCGUCGUCUACUCUGCCCCUACUUACUACCACCACGUCUUAAUAUUCGUUUGCUUCGUGAGCACCGUGGCCGCAGUUUUAAUCAGACCAAGUGGGAACAAGGGAUCGGACGUUGACCUCAACAGCCCUAAGGGUUGGCAAAUGGUGAGGACGUAUCAUCCGCCGAGCUCUCACGACUACUACAAAUAUGACUCUUAUUUUACGUAUCCUAAAUAUAACUUCGAGUAUUCGGUGUCGGACAAGAAGACGGGUGACCACAAGCACCACAGGGAGUCCAGGGAUGGUGACCGCGUGCGAGGGGAGUACAGUCUGGUUGAAGCGGACGGGUCCCUGCGCAAAGUGGAGUACGACGCCGAUGACCAUAACGGGUUUAAUGCAGUUGUGAGCAAAAGUAUUAAUAUGCACGGAGAUCAUGCCGUCUCCUACAGUGGUCACGCUAGACAUUUUUAUCCCGUUGGCCAUGGCAUUAAAAUCAACCACUAUUUCCCUGGAAAAGAUUACAAAUACCAUGAAACACCAAACACGGAUAAUGAAAUUGUUGAGGAAAAUAACAAGCCUGCAAAUGAGGUUACAUCUGAAAAAUCAGAGAAUACUAAAAAUGAAGGCGAAGAUAAAGUUUCCGUAGUUGAAAAAGUAGGAGAAAAGGAAACGCAACCAGCCGUUAAGGUAGAAACUGAAGAAACUCCCGUUAAAGAAAUGCCGGCUGUUGUAUCAAUGAUGAUGCAAAACGCUCCGUCCGCUGAAAUGCCAGACGCUGAAGGUAUGGUCUUGAUACCAGUCUCCGCAGAAUCUAUUGAUGCAGUCUCAAAAGAACCGGUUUCGGUAAGCGAAGAACCGUCAAGCAAGAAAGAGAACUCUAUGUCUGACUCUGAACAGGCUUCCUCAUAUUACCACUCAAGAAUGUACUUUGUAAGAUAUUAAUAAAAAGUUUGGUUGUUUUUAUUUAUUUGUAAGAUUGUAAGAUAUUAAGAGUCAUGUAAAGUUACCGGCCUAGGUGUAAAAUGUUGUUGAAGUAAAUGAUAAGAAUUUCCAGGUGGUUAUGUUAUUGUGAAAAAGAACUGUUAAAAGAAAAUAAAAACUGAAUUA